AUGAGGAAAGCUCUUGUGGUAUUAUUUUGCGCCUGCGCUGUCGCAAACGCACAGUUUACGGAAUCAGGACUACACUUAUCGGCUUUUGAAGAAAGUUUGGAUAAUUUAGCGGAUCCUGGACUUGGGGCGGCAAGUUUUAGUGAAGUAAACGACAUUGGUGAAGGUGAUACCAGGACAGCGGGCCUCGUAGAUUUGAACGAACGUAGAUUUAACAGGCCCGGGGGUAGAACCUAUAAUGAUGAUAGCGAAGUUAUAACUGGUGUUACUGAUUCAUACAAUUCGGACCGAUACGAAUCCGCUCCAAGGCCAAUUAAUAUGAAAUGCAUAGAGAAAAACGAUCGGUACCCAGUACCUGGGAGUUGUGACAGAUAUAUUGAAUGUUUGAACGGAACAGCGGAAGAAAAGGUCUGCCCUGACGGACUGCGCUACAACCCAAAUGUCAAGUUCAAUGUAUACCCCUGCCAGUACCCGAGCGAAGUGCCAUGCCUCGAACGUUCAUCGCUGCAACCUCCACAACCAACAGCAGACUGUCCCCAUCAGUUUGGUUACUUCAAGCUUGGUGAUGAGAAGAACUGCAGCUUCUUCAGGAACUGUGUGAAUGGAGUAGGAUACGACUUUUCUUGUCCCGAGGGUCUCGCUUUUAGUUCAGACGUGUACAGAUGCGAAUGGCCCGAUCAAGUAGCAGACUGUGACGCCGAAGCUUUCCUCGGCUUCAAAUGUCCUGAAGUACCAACCACGAAAGAGCUGGGUCCUCCUGCUGGAUAUAGAUUCUACAGAUCGGCGACUAACUGCCAGAAGUAUUUCAUUUGCAUCGACGGAAAACCUCGCGGCUUAGGUUGCGGCGGUCAUUCCGCAUUCGACGAACUAACUUCAUCCUGCGUGUCUGCUGACGAAGUCGAUGCUUGUCCUGCAGAGCUGAAAAGAGCUGCCGCUCGCUCUAGAGAAGCAGAAACGCAGCGUCUGACUGAUGCGGAAUUAGUUAACGAAAAACUGCUACGAAGCCAACCACUUAUCAGCACCGGAACGCCACCACCUUAUCAGAAAACUAAGAACACAGCAACAAAUUCACGGAAAGUACAAUACACUACAGUAACUGUAACGCCUGAAUAUUACGACGAAUAUGUGACUCCAACCACUCGUGAACCCGCACGAGGCAAACGAAGGUACUGA
Messenger RNA from Parnassius apollo (apollo), 1170 nucleotides. The record is from the annotation of a GenBank genome assembly. NCBI's taxonomy places the organism in Eukaryota, Metazoa, Arthropoda, Insecta, Lepidoptera, Papilionidae.